Molecule: messenger RNA, 2515 nt
Organism: Syngnathus acus (greater pipefish)
Lineage: Eukaryota; Metazoa; Chordata; Actinopteri; Syngnathiformes; Syngnathidae
Gene: fip1l1b
Product: FIP1 like 1b (S. cerevisiae)
Exons: 16
Coding region: 183-1874 (563 amino acids)
Cellular component (GO): mRNA cleavage and polyadenylation specificity factor complex
Molecular function (GO): RNA binding
Source: RefSeq, a predicted model, not a curated record
AGCGCCUUCAUUCGCUUCCGGUUUUGACGCUAGCUAGCUAAUGUUGGAGAUGGGUCUAUGAGCUCUUAAUAUUUUCUCACAUAUUUGCGUCCCUUCUAAAGGGAAUAAUCAUAUGCGUGCACCUCCACGGAGAAAAGUUGCUCAGCCUCGCGUCAGUAAAGCUGCUUUAAAAGUUUGCAAACAUGUCUGUCGCCGAAGAAGCGGACAAAACGGCCACGGCGGAGGCUGGCGCUGGAGACGAGGAGGAAGAAUGGCUGUAUGGAGAUGAAACCGAGACCAAAGAAGAGGACGAAGAAGAAGCUAAACAACCAGCUGAUGACAGUUCUCCUGCUGAGGCUCCUACUGCCCCUACUGAGGAACCUACCGAACAUGCCACAGGAAACGGCGUGGUGUCUGAGUCACAGGCCACCGAGGACGCUGUGGGUGAGGAUGUGGAGAGUGACAGCGACAGUGACGACGACGACGAUGAUGUCCGUGUCACCAUUGGAGACAUUAAAACUGGGGCUCCACAAUACGUACCAUAUGGUGCUCCACCUGUCAAUCUCAAUAUCAAAACACCUGGCUCCAGAUCUUAUGGACAAGUUUCCUCAAAAGUGAAAGGAGUUGAUCUCGAUGCUCCUGGAAACGUUAAUGGUGUCCCAGUGCUUGAAGUGGAUAUGGAGUCGUUCGAGGAGAAGCCCUGGAGGAAACCGGGGGCGGACUUGUCCGACUACUUCAACUACGGCUUUAAUGAAGACACAUGGAAGGCUUACUGUGAGAAACAAAAGCGAUUGCGCAUGGGCCUGGAAGUUUCAACUGUUGGCUCGGUGACCAGUAAAAUUACUGUCCAACAAGGCAGGACAGGCAACGACAAGGAAAUAUCCAGCCUUGCUCUUCACACUUCCAAAUCUGACUUCCCUUCUCCGACCAGCCUGUACAAGUCCACCACCAGUCAGGUCCCUAGGAUCUCCCCCCCUCAAUGGACUGGUCCGCCUGUCCCGGAUAUGUCCUUUUAUACGAAGACAAGCGGUACCAUAGAUGUGAUUGGUGGAGGGACAGCCACCAUCAGUAGGGUCGAAGGGCGACGCAGGCACAACCUCGACGGCAAUAACAUCCAGGUGAUCUCCGAACACUCUACAUCGGAGGCCGAUGCUUCCGCCACGAAGAUCCCCACCUUCUUCCCCCCUGGCCCGCUGCCUCCAAACAUCCCCCCGCCCCCUUUCCUCCCCCCACCACCCGUCAGCUCAGCACCGCCACUUAUCCCGCCUCCCCGGUUGCCCAUCACUGUUCCUCCUCCUGGGUUUCCUCCUCCACCCAGUGGCCCCCCACCUUCAAUCAUUCCUACUAUGGACAGCCAUGCUGGAGGUUACGACGGACGCUCUAUCCCCCCGUAUCCAUUCCCUCAAGGAGCCUACCCUCCCCCCCUGUCUGGAGGCGUGCCGACGUCCUGGCCCCCGUUGAUGGAAAACGCCAAACCGUGGGACUACUACUCCCGUCGGGAUGACAAGCGAGAGAAGGAGCGAGAGCGACCCCGAGAGAGGACGCAUGAGCGAGAGAGAGAGCGAGAACGUGAUCACAGCCCCGCGGUGAUUGGCUACACAAGCGAUGAAGAGCGAUAUCGUUACCGCGAGUACCAGGAACGCGGUUACGGAGACCGCCAUCGUGAGCGGGCGAGCCGCGAGAAGGAGGACCGACACCGAGACAGGCGGCAUCGGGAGAAAGACGAGGGACGCCACAAGUCAUCUCGCAGCAGCAGCAGCAGGAGGAGGCACGACAGUGAAGAGGCCGACAGCCACCGGAGGCACAAACACAAGAAGAGCAAGCGAAGCAAGGAGGGAAAAGAGGCCAGUGAGGACAUGGGUGCAGACCAAGAGAACCAGGAAGCCAUGGAGUGAGCGCCGCUGCCCCCCCAUCACCCCCUCUGUCUUUCUGUCCGACCCACUAAAGACAAGAGUGUAAAAUGGAGGCCACGGUGACAUGUAUCCUGUCACUUCUCAACAUCAAUUUCCAUUCACCACUUUUAUCUGCUGUUUUCCCAUCCUGCAAUGUCGCCGUUGCGGUCGCAGCAGAGGAAGUCGUGAAGGCGCAGCCAUUUUGCAUCUCUCCACCACUGGAUGACCUCAUUGCCUCAGCCUCCUCACUCCUUUUGUCCUCCCAACAAGGUCCUUGUUUCUUUUCUCUUUUGUUUGUCAUGAUGAUUCAUAUUGUGUAUUAAGAGUCAUUAGUUCCAGAGUUUGUCAACUUCAAUUAAAGAACACGUUUUUGAUAACUUGGCUCAAUGGAUUAAAUAUCCUUAAUUUGCAUUUAGUGGUGCCUAUGGUUCUCACUUGGAGGUUAGAAUCUCAGUUUUUUGUAUACGAGUAUAAUUUUGUAAAUUAGUAGGUUGCAAAAUGGCUAUUUUGUUCUUGUAACUCUGUGCAGGCAGUAAAAAUCAAUGCCAGUAAAACAACGAGACAGCAGAACUUACCUGAGCGUUAAUGAAACGAAUGUAAGUGGGAGGGAAAAAACACUUUACUCUGUUUACAAUUAAUGUUAA